AGGAUUAGGGGUUGUUUGGAUUGGGUACGGAGUUUUUGCCAAUUCUGUUUCCCGUAAACUCAUUUGAAGGGCUAAUCACCUGAAAUUUGCGGAAUUGAUAACUUCCGAACGCACUGCGCUUUGUGUUUCGAUCCGAACGUGUUCUGUACCGUUAGAUCAAUUGGCGUGGAUCUUGAAGCAUGUGCUUGACACGUCAUGUUUCUCGUUCGUUCGUUCCAGGAACUCCUCGGCCCGAAUGAACGCCUUAUCCUCUCCACCGUCACUUUUUCCUUCUGGGCUUCUUUUCCCCAUCCCCAUCGUCUUCACUGAGAGAGAGAGAGAGAGAGUCGAGCUGGAGCAGCCGCGCCUUGCCGCCGCUCACCGGUGAGGCCUCGCGGCGCCCCGUCGGUGGCUUAGAUUUCGGGGAGGCGCUCGAGGGGAGCGACGGCGGCGGAGACCUGGGAGGCGGCGGAGGUGCUGCUCGCAGGAAGUGGCGGUGGCGGCGGCUGCCACACCAGCGGAGCUGUCCAAUGCCGCAGCAGGGCCUACCACGGCACCGGCAAGCUGCCUGCACUGCAAGCGGGGAGCGACGCCGGCGGCGACCUGGGAGGCAGCAGAGGUGCUGCUAGCAGGGAGCGGCGGCGGCGACCGACCCUCCAGUGGAGCUAUUCAACGCCGCAGCGGGGCCCUACAACGGCUUCGGCACGUUGCCUGCGCAGGGGCCUACCACGGCGCCGCGAUUUCCUCUGGCUUGUCGACAAGGUGGACUUCUACCUCGGCGCCGUCUUCGGCAGCAUCGAUACGGGGAUGGUGGUGGCUAUGCUCAUCUCAGUGUUGCAGGUGCGGCUCUUCUUGGCGCGGCCGAGGACGAUGGUCAUGGGCAACGUGCCAGAGACGCCCAUCUACCGGUGGAUGGACCAGUACACGACGUGCUCGACGGCACCCUUCGCGAGAAGAUCACCCGGUGGAUUGACGACGACGACGAACGAACCUCGUCCUCAACAUGUGUGAGCGAUUGGCAGCAUCGACACCAGUGGUACGAGUAUGCAUUUCGACAUGGCAAAUUUUGUGUGGAAGAUGCUUAAACAGGUGCAUCUUUGACCAAGUAUAGGAUGGGCAGAUGUCGCGAAAGGAAUACUCAUGGUUUCUGAAGACUGACUAUGCUCCCUCGAGUACUACGCAGCAACAAACUCAGGAUAACUCAGUCGAGAACUUUAAAAGAGCAAACAAGAUUCUGGCUUCGGAGUCUGAGCCGGUUCAAAUAUGGGAUUUCUCUGCGCGAACAACCUUCAUAUGGAUGAAUGAAUGGAACCGUAUGCCCCAAGAUCCUCGGUCUAAGAUCCUCGGCCUUCUGACCAGGAGGCAACAGGUGAGGAUGGUGGCAGGAGGAUGUACCUGCGGCGUGAGGAGAUGGGUGCAGGAACAGCCGGCGCGCGGAGGUGGCUGGUUCCGACGGCCUCAGGUGAGGAUGGUGGCAGGAGGAUGUACCUGCGGCGUGAGGAGAUGGGUGCAGGAACAGACGGCCUUGGUGAGCAACACCAUGAGAGGAGAUGGGUGCAGGAACAGACGGCCUUGGUGAGCAACACCAUGAGACGGGAGCAGAGGUUGCUGGUUCCGGCGUGGCCGGACUGGUUCCGUUCCGGCGGAUGUGGCCGGAGGGCGAGUAUGGGUCCAGCGAGAGGAAAAACUGGCGUUCCUGGUGACGUGCGAUGACGGCUCGAUGGAGCUUCCGCACUUGUUUCUUUGUUUGGUUUGGCUGGGACGUGUCUUUUUUUUGGUUUGUUUUUUUGGUCAAUGCAUGGAGUACUGUUGUUUUUCUUUGGCCGGUGCGUGAUCGUGGUACUGUUGUUUUUC
Messenger RNA from Triticum dicoccoides, 1833 nucleotides. RefSeq lists its product as uncharacterized. Lineage: Eukaryota; Viridiplantae; Streptophyta; Magnoliopsida; Poales; Poaceae. The transcript is spliced from 6 exons. The record is from RefSeq and is a predicted model, not a curated record. Bases 1100 to 1558 code for a protein of 152 amino acids.